AUGUCAGAGUCAGUCUCUACCCCAGCAACAGCAGUAGCAGCCGAUGGUGCUGCUUCCUCAGAGACACCAUCAUGGAAGAAGAUUUGGUCAUUAGGUGAAAUGAAAGAUGAUUCAAAGACAUGGACUUUAGCAUCUGAUGCAGGUUUAUUAAAUUAUAUGCAAGAUUUUGCCAAUAGAUUGAUUAAUCAAACAAAGGAACUUGAAAAUCAUGUAGAUAGUUUGGUUCACGAUGUUAAAUCAACUCAUGUUAAAGUACACAAUACAUUUGACCAAUUCCUUAUGUUGUCUCAUUCACAAUUUAUUGAAAAUAGAGUAUAUGAAGAUAAUUCAGAGAUUGAAAAGGUUGAAGAAACAACAACAACAACCGAAACUACACAAGAACUUACAGAGGAAAUGUUGAUUCCAAAGUUUACAAGAGCGAUUGCAUUGGGUCUUACUGCAUUGGACAAGGCAAAUUUAAUGAACUCUGCGAUGGAACAAUCUGAAACUACACCAACCGAUAUUGCCAACGGGGUCGAUGGUAGCAAUGUCGAUUUAUUGCUUGCCGAUGGAUCUGUAUCACCAAGUGCCGCUACAGCCGCUGACAAAAAGGUUGAAAAACUUGAUCAUUAUCUUAGAUAUCCAUUACCACAUAUCAUUGGUUCACAACAAUUUAAAGAUGAUGAUUAUUGUGGUCUUUUCAUUGAAGAAUCAGAUACUGAAUCUAGUGAAUCAGAAGUUAGUGAAUCUGAAUCUGAAUCUGAAUCUGAAAUUGAUGAAGAAAAACCAUUAGAAGGAACGGAUUCAUUACCCAUUUCUACUGGUGGUGUUCCACCUCCAUUCUUUGGUGAAGAGGAUGAUAUUAGACCAACUACCUCUGGCAUGUUUGGUGAUUCUGCUAUUUCAACUCAACCAGAGGAACAAGGCGAAUCAUCAUUAUUUGAUGAUGAUAUAUUUGGUGGUGGAGGAUCAAGUUCAAAUUCAACUGCAAACAAACCAAAAUCAACAUUUACUUCAUCACUUUCAGAUAUUCUUGGUGAUGAUGAUAAUGAUAUUUUUGGAGAUAAAAAACAACAACAAGCUCCUGCCGAAAAGAGAGAUGGAUUCCAAGACGAAUUGGCUGCUGCCAUUGGAUCAGGACCAAAGAAACCAACCAAGUCUGAAGAUGAAGAAUCAAAGGAUGGUUUAUUCGAAGAAGAGGAUAAACCAGCUGCCAAACCAAAGAAAACAAGAUCAAUCUUUGAUGAUGAAGAUGAAGAUGAUUUGUUUGCUCCCAAAUCCUCCUCAUCAUCUGCAAAGAAAAAAGUUACAUUUGAUGAUUCAAUGUUUGAUGAUUCCCCAGCAAACAACAAAACAACAACUACUUCCUCCUCCUCCUCAACCACUCAAAAGAAAUCACUUGGAGAUCUUUUCUCUUCUGAAUUUUUGGAUGAUGAACCAGCUCCAAAGAAAUCAACUUCCUCUUCAUCCUCCUCCUCCUCGUCUACUAAAAAGUCAUUAAGUUUCUUGGAUGAUGAUGGUGAUGACUUGUUAUUUGCACCAAAACCAAAAAAGAAAGAAACUAUAAAGGUGGAAGAACCAGUAGUUGAAGAAGAAAAACCAGCAGCUGCUACUGUAUCUUCUCCUCUAGGAGAUAUAGAAGAACCAGAAGUUAAACCACAACAAGAAGUUAAAAAGAAACCAAUUGGUGGAGUUAAAUUGUUUGACUUUGGAGAUGUUGGAGAAGACGAAUUGUUUUCAGCCAAGAAAAAAGAUACCAAAAAGAAAGACACUACAUCUGAUAUUUUGGGUCUCGAUGGUGAUAUGUUGGAUCGUCCAAACAUCGCAGCCAAGAAGCACGUACCAAAGAAAUACGAUGACUCUUCUGAUAUUUUGGGACUUGGAGGUGCUGCACCAGUAGCAGCAGAGAAAAAGGAAGAAAAGAAACCAGCUAAAAAGGAUUUCUUUAACGAUCUCGAUGAUGAUGAAAUCAUUAAACCAAAGAAAAAAGAAGAAGAAUCAAAACCAACAGCAGCAGCAGCAGCAGCAGCAGUUCAAGAAGAAAAGAAGAUUGAAGAACCAACAAAACCAGUGGUUGUUGAAGAAGAAAAACCAGUCAAGAAAACAAUUGGACCAUUGGGUGAUGUCAUGGAGGAAGAAAUUAUUGUUAAACCCAAAAAGGUUGAAGAAAAGAAGAUUGAAGAACCAACAACAACAAAACCAGUGGAAGAAAAGAAACCAAAGAAAUCAUUUUUCGAUGAUAUCGAUGAAAGUAAUCCUUUGGGUACAAAGGAAACAACCCCAGUCAUUGCCACCAAACCUAAAGAAGAAGUUGUUGUUGCCGCCGCUCCAAAGAAAUCAUUCUUUGAUGACAUUGAUGACAAACCAACAAAAAAGACAGAAGAAAAGAAAAAGAAAUCAUUUUUCGACGACAUUGACGAUAAACCACUCACCAGUGGUUCAACAAGUGACUCUGAUUCAUUAUUUGGAGGUGUUUCAAAGAAACCAUCGUCAUCAUCACAAGAAAAGAAACAAGUUGUAUCAGAUCCAUUUGAUAUCAAGGGAACAAAUGAUGAUAAUAGUUUAUUUGGAAUUGCAAAGAAACCAGCACAACCAAAACAACAAGAAACUGCAGUCGACCCACUCGGAAAUGGUUCAUCAACCCAAGCUCCAGCUGCUGCAACUACAACCAAAAAGACAGACUUUUUCUCUGAAUUGGGAAAUGACAAUCACAAACCAUCGGAAUUGUUUAGUGAUGUACCACAAACCAAAAAGCCAGUCUCAUCGACCAACAAGCCAAGCAAGGAUUUCUUUGCCGACUUUGACGAAAAACCAUCAACCACUGCCUUGGCAAGUAAAGAUGAUAUUUUCGAAACACCAAUCGAUUCCAAGCAAUCAGCUUUUACUCCAAUUGUAAAGGAGGCCGACAGUUCAUCUGAAGGUUUAGGAAUCCCAAAGAAAUCAACCACCACCGCCACCACAACUGUUGAAAAGAAGACUGGUUCUGGAUUAUUUGAAGAUUCAACUUCUUCUCCAUUACUUGGAGUCAAACCAAGCAGUGUAGCCAAAAAGGAAAUGGCUCCAGUUGAAGACAAGGAAGAUAGAAACCCAUCUCCAGCCACCAUCCAAACCAGAGAAAGAACAAAAUCGAUUGGAUCAAUGUUUGAACAACAAUUAAAGGAAAAGGAAAAAGAAAAGGAAAAGGAAAAGGAAAAGGAUCUUGGUAUAAAGAAGGGUGCUCCAAGUGGAAAGAUCUCUAAUCUCCUCGGUGUAUUGGCUCUCGAUCCAUCCAGGAUGGCACCAGGCGCCAAGAUGCCAAGCAAAAAGAAAACUGAAACCGACACUGAAGAGAGUGGAACUGAAGGAAGCAGCCACGAAAAGAGUGAUACUGAAUCGGUCGCCGCUCCAACCAGCAAUGGUACUAGAUCAAGAGCAAGCAGUGUAUCUCAACCACCCGCCAGUGGAGAUGACAAUGACGACGAUGAAAGUUCUAGCAAAUUGGCACAUGCAACAAAGGGUCGUCCCAAAUCUGCCGGUAGAAGAUUACCAACUAGAAAGACUGCUGGAAGAAAACAAACAACUUCUGAAUCAUCAGAUUCUGAAAAGAAAUCCUCCUCCUCCUCCUCCUCCUCUGAACCAUCCAUUUUCGAUAGUAUGCCAUCAACUAGUAAUGGUAGUAGUAAUGCAUCUGAUUCCAGCUUAUUAGGAAUCCCAUCACCAACAAACAAAUCUAAACCAUCUUCACCACUUACCGUUAUUGAUCCUCCAACAACAACAACAAAUGAUAAUAUCACCACUACCACCACCAAACCUAAACCUGUAAAAUCAACUACCCCUGCAAAUGCCGACUCUAUUUUUGAUGAUAUUCCACAAGUACCAGUUCCAACAAAGGCCAAAACAGCAACCACCAAAAAGGCUGCUGCCGCUGCCGCAACUACCACCAAAAAAGAUACACCCAAAAAAGAAUCAGCCUCUGCCGAUUCACUCUUUGAUGAUGUCCCUACCACAACCAAAACAUCAACUAAAAAGAAGACUACUACAGACGAUCUAUUUGGAGAAGAAGCUCCAUCCAAACCAAAAUCAUCCACAUCCAAAAAGGCAUCAGCAACUAAAAAGAAAUCAACAGCUGUUGACAAUCUUUUUGAUUAA
This is a messenger RNA of Cavenderia fasciculata, 4107 nucleotides long. RefSeq names its product villin headpiece domain-containing protein. Gene Ontology annotation, biological process: protein localization to endosome; retrograde transport, endosome to Golgi. The record is from RefSeq and is a predicted model, not a curated record. Gene Ontology annotation, cellular component: WASH complex; early endosome. The transcript is spliced from 5 exons. NCBI's taxonomy places the organism in Eukaryota, Evosea, Eumycetozoa, Acytosteliales, Cavenderiaceae. Gene Ontology annotation, molecular function: phosphatidylinositol phosphate binding; retromer complex binding. Bases 1 to 4107 code for a protein of 1368 amino acids.